AUGAAAAUGAUGUGGAUGGCUGAGCAGGAAAAACAAGAAGAGAGGCUUAAGAGAAAGAUGACCGCGAUGCUGGAACGAUCCAUGAAUACUACCCUCACUGGCACGGGCAUGAGUUAUGACGACUUGUGUAUGCAUCCCAACUUGGAUUUACCCGAGGGCUUCAAAGUACCCUGUUUCGAGUUGUUCAAUGGGACGGGCAAUCCUAAAGCGCAUCUGCGGGCCUACUGUGACCAAUUGGUCGGUGUCCGAGACAAUCAAGCGCUCAUCAUGAGGUUGUUUAGUCGAAGUUUGACUGGAGAAGUCUCAGAAUGGUUCACGGCACAAGACAUACGCCGUUGGAACACAUGGGAAGCCAUGGCUGCAGCUUUCAUGGAAAGGUUUCACUUUAAUAUUAAGACGGUACCAGAUAGAUACUACCUGGAGAAAGUACAACAAAAGUCCACCGAAAAAUUCUGCGAGUAUAUGAGCAGGUGGAGAACAGAGGCUGCCCGGGUACAACCCCCUAUGGGCGAAGAAGAACUUGUGUCGAUUUUCAUCCGUUCACAAGAAACAUAUUUCUAUGAUAGAAUGUUUUCAAUGGCAGGAAGACCUUUCUCUAAAUUAGUCAAAAUGGGCGAGGCCACAGAAGAUGGUCUCAAGACUGGUCAAAUCGUAAGCAUGACUGGAAAAUCCACUGGUUCAAGCUCAACCGGGUUCAUGCGCAAAAGAGGGUAG
Messenger RNA from Lycium barbarum (goji berry), 714 nucleotides. RefSeq lists its product as uncharacterized. The transcript has a single exon. The record is from RefSeq and is a predicted model, not a curated record. The coding region runs from base 1 to 714 and encodes 237 amino acids. Lineage: Eukaryota; Viridiplantae; Streptophyta; Magnoliopsida; Solanales; Solanaceae.